UGAUCCGGAUGACACCCAUACACGGCUUGUCGUGGCGCUAUGAAUGCUAGAUCCUUUCGGCACUUCGCACUAGAACCUAGCCGAUGGUCGCGACAGAGGGGUCUACGCGACCCGGUACCGAUGCGUACAGCCUCGUUCCAUUCGCAUAAAUGGAACUGCUCCCAGCAGCGGCCAUGCAGUCACCGACAUAUCCUCAUUGUUCUCUGUAUACCUAGUGUAUAACUCCAGCCCGAGGGCAAUCAAUUCUUCGAUCAUUUUCCUUCGCAUGCGUGUUUAGUGAACGCUUUAAACACCCAGCCACCAUGUCCGCAUUCCCGAACUUGCCUGCAGACACGCCUGUAAUAGGGAACGGCGUUACCAAUGGCACUCGAACCACAGCUUUCAAACUGCACGAUACCGCGAUCGAAAACUUUCGCCCUCUCAAGGUCAUUGUGAUCGGAGCUGGCUAUUCGGGCAUCUACUGCGGUAUUCGGAUACCCGAGAGGCUCCGUAAUGUCGAGCUGGUGAUUUAUGAGAAGAAUGCAGGCGUUGGGGGGACGUGGUGGGAGAAUAGGUACCUAGGUUGCGCAUGUGACGUGCCCUCUCACUCAUAUCAAUUUUCUUUCGAGCCGAACCGCAAGUGGUCCUCCCUCUACGCACCCGCGCGCGAAAUCCAGGCAUAUUUGGAGGGAGUCGCGAAGAAGUAUUCCGCAGACCGCUUCAUCAAGCUGUCGCACGAGAUCACCGAAUGUCAAUGGGACGAGGCGGCAGCAAAAUGGCGUGUUACGGUGAAGGACUUGGUAACGGGCCAGACCAUCAAUGAUACUUCGGAUGUCCUUAUAAGCGCGAGAGGAAAUCUGAAUAACCCUGCGUGGCCGGAAAUUGAGGGCUUGGAGACUUUCAAGGGAGAGCUGAUGCACUCUGCGACCUGGAAUACUAGCUAUGACUGGUCGAAUAAGCGCAUAGGUGUUAUUGGCUCCGGCUCCUCAUCCAUCCAGAUUGUUCCCUCCCUCCAGCGCAUCCCCGGAACGCACGUCUCUACUUUUGUGCGAAGCAAAACGUGGAUAUCUCCGUCCUUCGGACAGCAACUAUGGGAUAAAUACGGCUUCAAUGGAUUCACCAUUCCUCAAGAGACGCAGGACCAAUUCAUGAACGACCCGGAAUACUACGAAAAGUUCCGGCUUGCUGUUGAGGAGGACGGCAAUGGUAUCCACGGAGUAACGAUCAAGGGAACGCCGAUCCAGCAGGGGGCGAUGAAGAUGUUCGAAGAGCACAUGAAGCAGCGGCUGGAAAGCGCACCGCAUAUCUUUAACGCUUUGCUGCCGUCAUUCUCGCCUGGUUGUAGGAGGUUAACGCCCGGCCCCGGGUAUCUCGAAGCCUUGACCCAACCAAACGUUGCAUUCAUCACCUCUCCUAUAACUCGCAUCUCCCCCGACGCCAUCCACACCGCCGACGGCGCUACGCACACAAUCGACGCCCUCGUCUGCGCCACAGGCUUCCACUCCAGCGCACCCCCGCCUUUCGGCCUUAUCGGCAGCAACGGCCUCACCCUCCACAAAAAAUGGGAAAACCGCGCAACUACAUACCUCAGUCACAGCAUCUCCGGUUUCCCCAACCUCUUCACCAUGCUCGGUCCCAAUGCGGCCAUUGGCUCUGGUAGCCUUACCACGAUGAUCGAGAACGUAGGCGACUACGUCAUCAAAGCAAUCCGCAAGCUGCAGAAGGAGAACAUUGCGAGUAUGGUUGUGAAGAAGGAAAGAGAGGAGGACUUCACAGAUUAUGUGGAUGCCUAUUUUGAAGGGACGGUGUUUAGCGAGGAAUGUCAGAGUUGGUAUAAGAAUAAGAAGACGGGGGAGGUGGUCGGCUUGUGGCCUGGCUCGAAUUUACACUGCAUCGAAACUAUGCGGAGUCCGAGGUGGGAGGACUUCGAUUACGUAUACGUGGACGAGCUUGAGGGCGCGGACGAGGCCGGGCUGGAAGAAGCAGUGGAUGGCGUGGAUGGCGAGAAGAAGAGAAAGGUGGCAGUUGAUGGGCAGGGGGGGAAGGGGAAGAGGGUCAAUCGGAUGGCGUGGCUGGGUAAUGGAUGGACGGUUAAUGGGUUGGAGGGAAAGAAUUUGGCGUGGUAUUUGUAUCCUGAGUUUCAGGAUCCGCCGGUUGCGCCGAGGCCGGAGGAGAAGGAAAGGUUGAAGAUACGGCCUUUUUCUUAUUAGAUGCUGCGCUGGCGAUGCGCCGGUAGAAUGUGCGUCUCUUUAGAUUAGUGAAGGGGAUG
Messenger RNA from Trematosphaeria pertusa, 2248 nucleotides. RefSeq names its product FAD/NAD(P)-binding domain-containing protein. The coding region runs from base 303 to 2189 and encodes 628 amino acids. Gene Ontology annotation, molecular function: flavin adenine dinucleotide binding; N,N-dimethylaniline monooxygenase activity; NADP binding. The transcript has 3 exons. Lineage: Eukaryota; Fungi; Ascomycota; Dothideomycetes; Pleosporales; Trematosphaeriaceae. The record is from RefSeq and is a predicted model, not a curated record.